CAACACCAUAUCAGGCAUGAUGAACACAAGAUGUUUUUACCGAAGCUAGACCACAAUGCACCACGUAUGGUCUAUUUAACGCCAAUUUUAUAUACUGCUUCGAACUAAAGGUCUGAUUAUACUUCGCCGCGAUGGUUGUUAGCUCAACUGUUUUCAAAUGUUCCUUGGUUUUUGGAUGCACUUUGUUCUUACUACCAUCAUCACAAGGCGCAUGGCGUAAUUUGGUGAGCAGCUGGACAGAUUCAGGGGGUCAGUGGACCGGAAGCACACCAACAAGCGAUUCAGUAUUUCAUUUUGGACCUGUAAGAGUUUGGACCCCAGCCAUUAAUUCUGCAAAUUAUGAAAUCACCAGCAGAGUAUAUUCUACUACUGGUAUUAUCUGUGGACACAUGUUUAAGUACAAAACAGGAAGCACGAGAACUCAAAGUCUCGUUACGAAAGCGUGGGGCUACUACUUAAUAAAUGGGAAUUCGGUUCGAGUCAGCUCUACUGGGAUAGAGUACAGCCCUAUAGUAAGCUACAGCUAUCCUACCAAUCAAUGGAACAACUUGAGGAGUGUAGUCCUAGGCACUCAAGUAACCAUCUACAUCAACGAUAAGCUGGUGAAACAAGUGAAUAUGCAGGGCACUGGGGCAGAUUCUUCAAGUGAUAACUACGUUGGGCUCUGGUGCCAUAGCAAUACCAAUGAAAGGGGUCGGGAUUUUAGYGUACAAAAAUUGCCUGAUUGUCCAAAGCUGCCAGCAAUUAACCACCUGACUGUUUCGCCAUCGAAGUGUGAAACGUCAUCUAGUUCUUUUGGUACCACGUGCUCGUUCAGGUGUUCUCGUGGCUUCAAGCUUAACGGCCCUUCAAACAAAACAUGUGCGUCGGGUGGAAAGUGGACAGAAGCUGGAGCAAGUGUCAGAUGCACUGAUGUCAAUGAGUGUCUAGCGUAUAAUGGUGGAUGUAGUCACGUGUGUAUCAACACUGCUGGAGGUUACCGCUGCUCAUGCUCGGACCCUGACUUAAGGCUCACAAACGACAAUCAUACAUGUGAAGUUCCAGAUACUCGUGUGACGUGUGGACCAAGCCAUAUCCAGAUCUCUAUCCCCAAAGCAAGGCUCCCUGGAGUUGUUGUCCAAGAUCUGCAUCUUCUUGAUCCAUCCUGUCGUGCCACUGAAGACUCCACCCACUUUUACCUCAAGACUCUUUUUAACCAAUGUGGGACUGUGACCAAUAAGACGUCAUCUUCCAUCACCUACGCGAAUAAAGUCAUCGAACGACCGCUGCCCAAAAAUGUCACCAUUACGCGCAUCCGGGAACUCGAGGUCUCAUUCACUUGCUCUUACUCAAGAAAGAAGGAAUUGAUAACAUCACAGUUCCAGCCCCAUAAAAGCAAGCUUAUUUUCAACAAAAACGUUCGCGGUAAUUUUAGCUUUAGUUUCAGGUUCUAUCCGAACAGUUCGUUCCAUACUCCGUAUGCGGGCAACUUUACAGUUCCACUGCGACUUCGUCAGCCAAUGUUUUUUGAGGUGUCAGUUGAAUCCGAGAAUCGUGAACUCGACGUUUUGGCCCAAGAUUGUUAUGCGACGCCUUUUAACAGUGUGACUCGUCCACGGCAUUGGUUGAUCAAGGAUGGUUGUCUUGUGGACUCGACUUUGAAGGAUCUCAACACAUCGUCCCCUAGUGUUCAACGGUUCAGUUUCCAGGCCUUUCGCUUUGUUGGAAAUUACAGGCAUCUUUUCUUCCAUUGUCACGUGACUGCUUGUGACGGAAAUGACGUCAAGAGCGUGUGCGCUCGUGGGUGUGCUAAAGGAAAGCCGGUCAAACGUAAAGAAAAAAGCCAAAGACGUCGGUUGAUGCAAGGUCCGUUUAAUCUACAGAAAGGAAAUAUUUAGAGCGCUUGAAUGGAUGUAAUAUAAAAAAGGUCUUCAGCUUCAAGCCGUAGAGUGAUACACAAGUAUACAAAAAUAAAUAAAUAAAUAAAUAAAUAAAAGUAAUACCAGACAAUUUUCCUUCAAACAAUUGUUUCAUUUGGGUCAGGGACUCUAAUUAAAAAAUAUAUUUCAUAUAUUCAACCAUUUUUUAACCAGUU
Molecule: messenger RNA, 2074 nt
Organism: Actinia tenebrosa (Australian red waratah sea anemone)
Lineage: Eukaryota; Metazoa; Cnidaria; Anthozoa; Actiniaria; Actiniidae
Product: oncoprotein-induced transcript 3 protein
Molecular function (GO): calcium ion binding
Source: RefSeq, a predicted model, not a curated record